Molecule: messenger RNA, 1063 nt
Organism: Aspergillus japonicus CBS 114.51
Lineage: Eukaryota; Fungi; Ascomycota; Eurotiomycetes; Eurotiales; Aspergillaceae
Exons: 2
Coding region: 291-842 (183 amino acids)
Source: RefSeq, a predicted model, not a curated record
GAUAAUUCAUGUGAGAUGAAUUGGUGUCAGCGGCUAGUCCCAUUCAGAGGAACUGAUUAAAGUAUCACACCUGAUAAAUUGAGGGUGAGUUGCGACCCAUCACGCCUCUCGUGAAACCUUUUACAUUGAUGUUGUUAUUCAAAAAGAGGAACGAAUCCAUGAUCAUUUGGCCUUAGAAAGCCGGGCUGAAAUAAUUUUUGUUCCAAGUCAUUAUCUCCGCAAUUUACGACAAUUCACAUUACCAUUCAUUUACUUCUUAGUCUCUAUAUUUGCUUGUAAUCAAGUACAUCAUGGUCGUCGAGGCCCCGCUUUCAGAACUUAUCCUGCGCAGUCCAGCAGAAUCAGUUUUAAAAGCUCUUCAGGUGUCUUGCCUGAAUCAAAAAGCUUUUUACUGUGAUUCCGUUCAGCGAAGACUGCAUUCAGAAGCCAAGUUGCUUCUGGAGGCUUGCCAGACGUUUGAAAGAGAGGAAUCUUUCGACGAAGAUAUAUCGCACAUAUUCGACAAUAAACUACUGUGUGAUCAUGUCAAGACUAUUUCUCAAACCCUACACCGCGAAACAUUGCUCAAGCUAUCCUUUCUUACGUGGAAUUUUGACGGAUCCGGCUUGGUUUCCAAACAGCUCCGUCAAUUCCUUGCAGACCCUGAGAAUGACCACGUUGAGCACAUCUGCAAUACUAUAUGGCAACGUCUAGUUGAUCGUUCAGAAUGCAAGAAAACAAAGAUUGAAUUCGCUCAAGAAAUGGUAAGUGUGUUGAAGAAUCUUAAGGCAGCUCUGGUAUUUAGGUGGAACGUGAUCUAUGUUUCGAUGUUGAACAGUAUGCAUAUCACCAAUGCACUGUAGUCCAUGGAGGUUAAACGUUCAACAUUCAAGUUUCCGUGACGAUGGGUCUAGCGACAAGCCGCUGAAAUUAUGUAUUUCCUGUUUGUGAGUCCUUUGAGACACUUGGGGGAAAUUAUACGCUUCGGAAAAUAUUUAGAGAAAUUCGCUGAAAAAUGCUCUGGCUGCGGCAAUCCACUAAAGCGAAUCGAUAACUAUAGUCACUUUUACAGUUGAUGAUGAUG